This is a messenger RNA of Paralichthys olivaceus (Japanese flounder), 5894 nucleotides long. RefSeq names its product guanine nucleotide-binding protein subunit alpha-14-like. Gene Ontology annotation, molecular function: G protein-coupled receptor binding; G-protein beta/gamma-subunit complex binding; GTPase activity. Gene Ontology annotation, biological process: adenylate cyclase-modulating G protein-coupled receptor signaling pathway; action potential; phospholipase C-activating dopamine receptor signaling pathway. The record is from RefSeq and is a predicted model, not a curated record. Gene Ontology annotation, cellular component: heterotrimeric G-protein complex. NCBI's taxonomy places the organism in Eukaryota, Metazoa, Chordata, Actinopteri, Pleuronectiformes, Paralichthyidae.
UAAGACCCCACAAUUUUAUUUUCCAAAGUGACAAACAGUAACAUAAAGCAGGGUUCACAUGGAGCCACGUCCUGCACAACACUCGGCCACAGACAUAAGCUCAUAUAUUAUUUGCUGUCAUAUGAGUUAGCCUUCUGUGCACCUACAGCUCUGUGUAUUCACAUCAUGCAGCUGCAUGACUCAUGAAAUACUUAUUUACCUUGGAACAAUGCACCUGAGGAGUGGUGCAGUAUGAACAAUGAAUCAUAUAUCAUGGUGCAACAGAACAGUGCAGCACUAAACGGUUUGGAAUUAUCUUGUAAAGCAUGUUGCACCUUUGAUCACAAUAUUAUUAUGUCACAGAAACCACAGGUUUCUGUCAGAUUUAUUUUUCUCUGUUUGUUCCAAAAGACUAAUACGUUUGCAAAAGCAGCUGAAAUACAUGUGUUUCAAGUGGACUAAAUAAGGAUAGUGUUAGGUUGAUAUGAAAGUGCCAUUUGUUGAUAAAAAAUAAUGAUAAUGAUAAUAGUUGUGUAGAAAAUAGCAUGUAUGUUACCUUUCAAGUUAUUGUCUAGAUUGAGAAAGAUAUUAAAAAAUAACCCACAUCGAAACAUAAUCUAUGUAAAGGUAAAUAAAUUCAUCAAAAAUAACAUAAAUACAUAUGAUGGUGUGCAAAAUGCACAAUCAAAAGAGUAAAUACUUGGAAAAUAGGUGAGAGACAUAUAAGUUUGCAUUCCCCCAUUCGAUGAUUAUGAUUAGUUCUUUGCCAGUUUUGACGCAAUGUUGUUAAAGAUGGGAGUAAUUAUAUUAACUACCAUAAUUUAUCACACAUGAUUUCAUUAUAUAUGAACAAAUGUUUUAUGUGUACAUUUUAAACACACAAUUGAAGUAAACAACACAUUACUUCCCAUUGAAAUAGUGACAGAAGUAAAAGUUAAAAUAGCAAGUGUCAACUGUAUAGUCAGGUAAAGUAGGUGACAAGUAUCACAGAAAUAAUAUAAAUGAGACAGUGAAACUAAUACUAAACAAAAGUGGCAGUAAGUAGUAAUGAUAAAAGGAGUAAGUUAUGUGGGAUAUUACACGAUAUUGAAAUAUUGAACAAAAAUUGCACAUUAUAAUAAAAUAAUAACACAUAAAAAAAAGAAAAACAUUAUAAUAUUGCACAAUUAAGUUGUUAGUAGUGCACCCCAUGAGGAAAUAAAAGGUACUUUAAAGACAUAUUAAAACAUGUCUAAGCAAAAUCCAUCGAUUUACUCCACUUGUGUAUGUUAAAUGUACGAGUAAUGUCCAAGAAUGGCGUUAAACACUAACAACAUGCUCUUAUUUCAUUCGCGAUCCAUGCCUCAUUUCCGGCGCUGUUGCGGUAACUUGCCGCUCCUCCUGCCGUCGCGUCGCCCAGAGCGCAUUCCAGGUACAGUGACUCUGCCGCGCGCCACCGAGGCUGCGCAUUCCUCUGUAGGCGCGGUGAGGUUUCCAGAGCAGACUGCCGCUGCUGCUCGACGUGAAGAGCUGGAAACUACACAAAUGCUUUAACAGAGGAUCAGUGCGGGUGUGAUGACGCCGUGUGCGCGCUUCAGCCACGGUGUGUGUGGACAGGGGACACGGUGAGAAAUGGAGAGUGGAGCUGCGCGCAAUCAGGGCGAGUGACGGACUGACAGGAGGUAAGAAGCUGGAUGUCUUCUGUCUGUAACUCCAUCCAGUUCACACUGACUCAGCUGACUUCAAAGUGAAUUUAGUAAAGUUACCAAAGCUCAACUCUGACCUGUUGACAUAGGCAGUGAUUGUGUUCACAGCGUCAGAGGAAACUCUGCUAGAAUAAAAACCUAUGGCCGAGGACUGGACCCUGCACGGCAGCUUGGUUUUAUUGUCAGUCCUUAUCGGCUCAUUACAGCUGAGUAUUCAUUAACAGUUCGGUGUCAGUGGCUGUGGCCAUGGCCUGCUGCUGGCAGUGGUGCUACCGCACCUGUGUGUGCCUCCUGACCGAGGAGGAGAAGAAGACCCUCACUGUGCACAAAGAGAUCCAGAGGAUCCUGAAGCAGCAGAAGAAGAAGGAGAAGAAGGAAGUUAAAGUCCUGCUGCUGGGAACCGGGGAGAGUGGAAAGACCACCUUCAUCCGACAAAUGAGGAUCAUCCACGGACGCGGCUUCUCAGAAGAGGAGAGGAAAACCUUUGCUAAAUGUAUCUUUCAGAACAUCUUCACGGCCAUGAAGGCCAUGACCAGCGCCAUGACCACACUCAGAAUCCCCUACUCGAACCCAGAGAACGAGAUGUUUGCGAAGUGGCUGCAGGAUGUAAACACAGUGCAAAUCACCCAGCUGGAGCGGGGCUACGUCGAGGCGAUUCGCCGCCUCUGGGCAGACCCGGGCAUUCGUGUCUGUUACAGCCGCCGCUGCGAGUACCAACUCCUGGACUCCACAGAGUACUACAUGAGUAAUCUGGACCGCAUCGCCGUCCAAGAGUACAUCCCCACAGAACAGGAUGUGCUGCGAGUUCGAUUCCCCACCACGGGCAUCCACGACUAUUCCUUCACCAUCAAGCCCGUCACGCUAAGGAUUGUGGACGUGGGCGGUCAGAAGUCAGAGCGUCGGAAGUGGAUACACUGCUUUGAAAAUGUCAUCUCGCUCAUCUUCCUGGCCUCCCUAAGCGAGUACGACCAGGUCCUGGAGGAGAGAGAUGACAUAAACCGAAUGGAAGAGAGUCUGGCUCUGUUCUACACCACCAUCCAUUCCCCCUGGUUCCUCAAAACCUCCAUUAUCCUCUUCCUCAACAAGACUGACAUCCUGGCUGACAAAAUCCAGACCUCCGACCUGCAGAAAUACUUCCCCAACUUCACAGGUAAGAGACAAGACCCUGAGGACGCCAAGAAGUACAUCCGCAAAAUGUACGAGCAGCAGGCAAGGAAACUUGACCAGACGUUGGAGUGGAAGACUCUUUACCCGCACUUCACCUGCGCCACCGACACCAACAAUAUCCGCAGGGUCUUCAACGAUGUCAAGGACACGGUGCUGCUCAAAUCCCUUGAGGAAUACGGAAUCAUGUGAACUUUUACUUUAUUUAAAUUGUUGGCUUAUAUGAGCGGAGACUCUGAUGGACACCAACGAUUCUUUCUAAAGUCCAGACAAUCAUAUCUCCUCCUCCUCUUCACCAUUAUCACACCUUGAUGAUGAAGUAGGUGCAGAAAGGGAAGAGAUUGUACUCAACGCUGCCACACUCUCUCCUCUCCCUCUCAAGUAGAAAACAUGGGAAUGUUUUGGAAGGAUUUGGCUGGGAGAUGCAACAAGUCUGGGUGACUUUUCAUCAGGGAGCGAGGAUCCAGUCCUUCCUCUCAGCCAACAGCUUUUCUGCCAAUUUUGAUUUUGUCCUUUUUUGUUUGAUUGUUUUGGUUCUUAGUUUUUUUAAGAGUUUAGAAUUUGGGUCAUGCAGUGACUGAACGAACCCAUAAUUGAAGCAGGAGCAGAAAUGCAAUGAAGUGCUGUGCUGCCAUUAACAGAGUAAUACGUUCUACAAGAGAAGAUGAUGCCAUGCAUGGGAACACCACAUUUGAAAUGCUUUGUUACCAUCAAGCACGUGCUUGCACACAUACUGCAAAAACACAAAUUCUUCCAUCAUGCCCUGUGUAUGGCAAUACUGUACAUAAGGUCUGUACUACUCCACUCUUUAUCCCCACAUAGUCCAAUGUUUUAGGCCCGGAGUUUGUACACACUGAACACAGUCAUCAGGCGCAUAUACGGCAUGGAAUGAUGGCACUUGGGCGGUCUGCUUCUGUUUGGCGGAUCUGGGCCACAAAUAAUUCAUAGCAAUACUGUGGGUCAACCAAAGGUGCUAAAAUUAGUUUUGUGCUAUUAGGGUGAUGUUCACCAUUUACCACAUGGGCCCCUGUAGGUUCACAUCUAGACUACACCUUUCCGAGGGCAUCGCAUUUUCGCCAAAAAUGCACGUACACAUUUGUUUUGGGAUGUUUGGGAGAAGGCCAGAGGUCAUUGCCUAAUGUGACCCACAUCCGUAUGCUAUCUAGCAGGUACCUGUAGAUUGCGCAACUGCCACCAAUUGAGUCCACUGUCUAUCUCCUAACAUUCACCUCCAGUCUUUGUAAAAGUUCACACAUUCUUUCUGUGUUAAAUGGUUUACUCCGUUAAGUGGAUGGAUAGUAUUGUAUUGUAUAGGUAUUGAUUGUAUGCAUAACCUCCAGUUUUGGGGGUUAAGAGAUCUACUUGUUCAUGGCUCACACCUGCUCUGGUGCUCAAGACACUGAUCUGCAGCCUGCAGUUAUUUAAAUGAUGACAGAGGAAUGUCCUGAACAUCUAAUCCAUCAACAGUGUUUCAUCAUUAUUGUCUUACUGGUAGGACGGGAAAGAUAAGAAUUACAAAAGGGUCUAAAAAACGCCAGAAGUUUAAAAAAAUUGAUUUGAAUUUUAAUAAUUUUAAUAAAUUUGUAUUGCCUAUUACUUUUUUAAAGAAUGGAUUGCAUCAUGAAUUAAGUUGCUCAUUGUGACAAACUAUGAGAGAAGCAUCACCCUGAAUCUAUCUUCCUUGCAGCUCUAUGUUGCAUUAAAGCUCCUAUUUUUUUUGUUGCUAUUUUCUGGCCAGCAACCAAUGUUUUGGUACAAGCAGCAGUUCAAAGAGUUCUUUCACCCACUUUACAUUGUCUAUAACCAAAUGUGAGACAUACUCCGUUAAAGAUAAGCCUGUAAACAGGCUGAGACCAAAAUGAGCUAAAAAGAGUUUCCAGAGCUUCAGAACACUCAAGUCACCAAAAUAAAACUGUCGAAGUGCUGUAAUGUCUAUUUUCAGUGUGACAGUGGGUCAUUGCCUCUGUAAAAAGCCUGUUCAGUACUUUUCAACACUUUCCCUACAGCAAUGAAGCCAAAAGCAGCUUUUUAACAAUAUGAUUGUAAUGCUACAUCAACUACUGCAUUUUCAUUUGAAAUUGAUUGCAGAGCUGCAACAGCUCUGCAACCUAAAACUUCCUGUGUAUAGUGGGGCGCAUUAAACACCAGCAUGCGCAUGCACGUGAGGGGUCACUUCGUAUGUUACGUUUUCAAGCAUGUUAUUAAAACUGCAGAGAUUGUCUAGUCGACCCUCUGAGCUGAGUCUGAGAGGAUUCUGCAACAGUUCCUUUAUCUGUCUUUGGCCAAUUUUUUCUGCUAGUCCAGAAGACAAUUAAUACACUUUAUUGAAAUCAAUAUCAUAAAUUCAAGCUCUAAUCACACUUGGUGGCUGACAGGUUUUAAAAGGUCACAAAUGAAAAAAAGAGACACUGAGAAAACAGCAAGAUUCAUGCUGCGAGUUCAAUCAACAAUGGUGGGCCAAAAAAAUCUGCUCUGCUGGCUAAAGGGUAAAGAAUAUUAAUAUGAGGUGGCAGUGUGAUCUCCUUUUGUGUCCUAUUUAUAUCAGCGUGUGGAGAGGGGAAUUUUAUAUUUGUCCAGAGCGUGAGUUCUACCCUUGUGUGCGUCACUGAGGGUUGAGUGUGUGUUGAGUGGAAAAUGACAUUGAAAUUUAGUAAAUUAACUGACCUUGAUGGGAAGCUAAUAUUAGUUCACUGUGUCUGUGACGAGGUUCCGCCUGCUGUUUUGUUGAUUGUACAUAACAUGUUUUGAUCUCUACAUGGCUGCUUCAUGUAUGAAGAUGAAUUAGCUAUUGUUAAAUCUUUAUGUUGCCUUCAAACACAAAUGUUUGAUUUUACUGUACAUUAACUAAUGACUACUAUACUUUUGAUUGUUGUUUGCUGUAUUUUAAAAAUAUUGUUAACCAACAUCACAUAAACUGUGACUAGAGAAGGCGUUUGCUAGUGAACUUUUGCAAUGGGAGACCGCUUCUCAUACGGUGACAGCAAAUAUUUGGCUGUAGAUUCGGGUGAAGGACGUGGGCAAAUAUGUAUUUUUCUAGCUAAUAUUAAAAACAAGCAUCUGAACAUG